GUCGCGUUCAUAAACACUUCUACGAACAGCUACGUAAUCGAAAAAGAAACGCCGUGGUGACCCCACGAUGUUAUCAGAAGAGAUGUAAUCCUGCGCGCCGAGAAAAUAAGAAACCAGUAAUCCAUUGGUGCUCGCGGAUUCAACAUGUACAAAACAUUGUUCGUCUGUUCGUUUAUUUGGACGUUGCUGUUGUCCGACACCUUGGCGAUCGAAGGUGUCAAGGGCCGUCGCGUUCAUCACGAUCGAUCGAAUCUUGCCUUGAACAGCACCGUGCAGGCUGGACUCUGCUACAAGAGGAUACGUUACGCGGACGCGUUGCAGUUGAACGCCACGGGUCAAUUCCCUCACAACACGCUCCCCUCGACACCUCAGGAAGACACGAAAGGCGGAUGGAUCACGAUUUUGGACUGCUGCGACGGCUACGAGCGUAAUAUCAAUUCCAAUGGCUGCGAUCCUCGCUGCGACGAAGGAUGUUUGGGUGGGAAUUGCACCGGGCCAAAUGUAUGCACUUGUUCAUCAGGCUGGGUGCCUCAGAAGGGCAUCUGUAUGCCAUACUGCGAGCAACUGUGCCAAAAAGACGCUUAUUGCUUCUCGCCGAACGUGUGUACUUGUAAACUAGGUUACGAAGAAGAAAACGGCGAGUGUAAACCAAUCUGCCCCGGUGGCUGUAAAAACGGCGAGUGUGUGGCACCCCGGACAUGCAGAUGCAGGCCAGGAUACGUGAUUCAACCAUCGCCGGAUAGCUCGACCGGCAUCGAGGCGAAAGAGUGCGUGCCUGUGUGCGAAAAUGGCUGUCGGAACGGAGAAUGCACUGGCCCCGGAGUGUGCACUUGUCACGAAGGAUUCGUGAAUCCGUCGGGUGACAGGGAGUCGUGCGUUCCUAGCUGCCCUUCCGGCUGCUCCAACGGCGAAUGCAUCGCGCCAGGUGUCUGCGAGUGCAAACCAGGCUACAUCCUCAACGGGACCAGCUGCGCCCCGGAGUGUCCUCAAGGUUGCGUCAACGGAGAAUGCAUCGCGCCCAAUGUCUGCAAAUGUCCACCAGGCUUCAACCUCGACUCCACGAACAAAUGCGUCCCCGAGUGUCCUCGAGGUUGCACCAACGGAGAGUGCGUUCCUCCAGGUGUCUGUCAAUGCAAACCAGGCUUCACCCUCAACUUCAACGGCAACAAAUGCAUUCCAGAGUGUCCCCAAGGUUGCGCCCAUGGCGAGUGCCUGGCCCCUGGAAUCUGCGACUGCAAUCCAGGCUACGUUCCAGAUGACAACCGCGCGUGUGUCCCGCAUUGUCCACAAAACUGCGGCAAUGGCGUGUGCGUCGCUCCAGGGGUUUGCAACUGCAACACUGGCUACGCCCGCGACUCCUAUGGUAGAUGCGUCGACACGCUGCAAGCCGAGUCGAAGGUCACCGACUGUCAAGUCGAUUGCGGCCCAAACGCCCAAUGCGUCGGCGUUAACAAAUGCACGUGCAACAUGGGCUUCCGCCUGGACCCGGAUACCAGAAGAUGCGUUCCGUUCUCGAAUUCAUUCGAGUGCAGAAACGGCUGCGGUACCAACGGCCUCUGCGUCGGCCCUGACAUGUGCAUCUGCAACUACGGAAUGGCCGUCGACCCAGUCACUGGAAGGUGUCCCGAGUCUAAUCAACAGUCGAAUCAGCAAACCGAGUCGCAGUGUCAACCAGACUGUGGACCAAAUGGCAGCUGCGUAGGCCCGAAUCGUUGCCUCUGCGACUACGGGUUCGCGGUCGAUCCCGAUACCGGAAGAUGCAUCCCUCAAAGAGGAAGUCAAAUAGCGGAGCCCUUUUGCGAGCUGCCGUGUCUCAACGGAGACUGCACCGGCCUGAAUCGGUGCACGUGCAAACGUGGCUACACCAUAAGCCCCUCCGACGUGACUCGAACUAAAUGCGUGCCGGUAUGCAUAGGCGGAUGCCAUAACGGCGUCUGCACAGCGCCGAACCUCUGCAUCUGCAAUCCUGGUUACAGGAAAGAGUCUGGCGUCAAGGGCAGACAGAGAUGCGUUCUGAAUUGUCGCGUUAGUAUCGUUCAUCCAUUGAUACACUGCAGACCGCGUCGAGACAGAUCCCGAAACAUGACUUCUUUUUACAUUGUAUUUUUCGUUGUUUUUCCUCAACUAACCGGAAUCGUGCCGACGAUGUUGGCCUAUAGCAUUACCUACGGAAAUUGCAACAAGCUAGUCAGUUACAGAACUACGCAGCUCGUUCCGUACAGGGAGACCUAUCGAGUCAGAAAAUGGGGGAUCUUUUACGAAACGAAAGUCCGAUGGAACUACAGAAAGGAGUAUUACACCGCCUAUCGCACCGAAAAAGAAUGCUGUUCUUCCUAUGAAAUGAGGAACGACACUUGCGUGCCUGUCUGCAUACCUGAAUGCGUGAAUGCCCACUGCGUGGAGAACGUUUUAUAUAAAAAAGAUCACAUUUGUGACUGCAAGGAGGGCUACAGGCUAAUUAAUUAUUACUCUUGCGAGCCUGUUUGCGACGAGUGUCACAACGGAGAGUGUGUCAAACCGAACGUGUGCGAAUGCAAUCGGGGAUAUAAGAUGAACGAAAACGAAAUCUGCGAGCCAAUCUGUAACCAGGACUGCGAAGCGGAACACGCACGUUGCACCGCCCCGAAUCAAUGCUCGUGCAUAGAAAAUUACGAACCUACGGACGAUCGCGAUACGUGCAAGCCGAUCUGCCGUGUCACGUGCCAAAAUUCAGAAUGCACCGAACCGGAUGUUUGCACUUGCCACGACGGCUACGAGUCAGAUCCCGAGGACGUGUUCAAUUGCGUGCCAAAGUGCGAGAACGGUUGCCAGUUCGGCACUUGCACGGCGCCGGGUGUCUGCACUUGCAAUCCAGGAUACCAAAUGACAGAAAACAACUGCGAGCCGAUCUGCAGCGAGCCCUGCGAGAAUGGCUAUUGCGGAGCGCCGGAACGUUGCAUUUGUCACGAGGGCUACGGAUUGCUCAGCGACUCUAUGUACGCCUGUCAACCAGUCUGUGAAAGAAUUUGCGCGAACGGGAUGUGCACGAGUCCCAAUUACUGUGAUUGUCACAACGGUUACGAAAGGAUAAACGACUACGAGUGUAGGCCAAUUUGCGAAAUUCCAUGCGAACCGUACGGAGAGUGCACCGCUCCCAACACUUGUACUUGCAUAGAGGGCUAUCAAUUCGAUCAGAGCCACAUUGAGUAUACGGGAUUCUACUCCUCCAUGUCCGCCUGCAAACCUAUCUGCGAGCAGACUUGCGAGAACGGGUAUUGCAGUGCACCAGGGGAGUGCAGCUGUUACCCAGGCUACGCUGAAUCAAAGAACCACGAGAAUGUCUGCGAGCCAAUCUGCAACGAAGAAUGCGUGAAUGCGUACUGCAAGGAUCCGGAUGUCUGCGAAUGUUACCCAGGUUAUAGUCUGAUGGCGAGAAAUCACUGUGAACUGUGCACAAGACCUUGCGUGAAUGGUCUCUGUGUCGGUCCCAAUGAAUGUGAAUGCAUGAACGGUUACCAUCCAAAUCCAAAGGAUCCCUUUAUCUGCGAACCAACCUGCGACGAAGAAUGUCUGUUUGGAACUUGUUCUGCGCCCAACGAGUGUUCUUGCAACGACGGAUAUCGAAAGAAGAACCAAACAGUGUGCGAGCCUGUUUGCCACGAGCCCUGUAUCAACGGCUACUGCAGUGCUCCUGGAAUGUGCAGCUGCAACUCUGGCUACAAAUUGUCACACGACUUUGAUGCCGCUUGCGAACCAAUCUGUGACCAGUCGUGCGUUAAUGGAUUCUGCAGCGAGCCGAACAAGUGCAAAUGUCUGGCAGGGUAUCGACAAUUGGAGAACAACUCCAGCACUUGUGAACCGAUCUGCGAGCAAGGAUGUUCAAACGGAUACUGCACUAGCCCAAACAAAUGCACCUGCCAACCAGGCUAUCAAUCAUCGGAGAACAGUUCGAAUAUUUGCGAACCUGUUUGUAAUAACCCUUGCGACAAUGGAUUCUGCAGCGCACCGGAGACAUGCAGUUGCAACGAAGGUUACGGCCCAUCGAGAAACGUUUGCGAACCUGUAUGCACGAUACCGUGCGUUAACGGUACCUGCGUUGCACCAGACACCUGCAAAUGCAGAGAUGGCUACGAGUUGGUAAAUAACGGAACAACGUUCGUCUGUGAACCUGUUUGCGACUUUGAUUGCGGGAAUGGUAGCUGCACGUCCCCGAACGAGUGUACCUGCCACGUGGGUUACGCGACGAUCGCCAGAAAUCAUUGUCAACCAUUUUGCGAAUCUUGCGACAACGGAACGUGCGUGGAACCUGAGCUCUGCGUAUGCAACGUAGGUUUCGAUUCGGUCGAGGAGGAGAAUCGAACCUUUUGCGAACCGCACUGCGAGAUUUGCUCCAAUGGAGUAUGCGUGGCGCCCGGCGACUGUCGAUGCAACGCUGGUUUCAUCAAAGAGGACGACGAUAAUUCGAGCGACUGUGUGAGCGCGUGUAAAAACAAUUGCAACGAUCGUGGAACUUGCGACGUCGAGAACAGAACCUGCCACUGUUUCUACGGAUGGGACGGGAUGCAUUGCGAGGAACAGCAAUUUUGCAUCGUGACGAUGAACUACACGGACGAACGUCUGAACGCAUCAAACAUCGAAUACGAGGUAAACGACACGAUUGGUUACGUGUUUGCCAAUAGUCCACUGUGCUACCGCGAUUGUUUAGGCGAAAUCAACAACGAGACCUUGUGUUUUGGGAAGUAUGAAAUGGACGACACAGAUAAUGACACGAUCGCCUGUCUAAUCAGCACAGAUACCAAUUGUCAUCGAGCACAUGUAGAACGCCAGAAAAGCCUGAGUUAUGCAACAAUAACCGGAAUCGUGUGUGCUACAGCGAUUACAACUAUUAGCGGCGCCAUGGUCUAUUCGUUGAUACGGAAGAGCAGGAAGAGGAACUUUUCUCUCGGUAACAACGCCGCAACAACGACUCAAGGACAACCUAUCCUUUCAUCCGAAGAAGAUAAUAACCUUUAAUUGCAAGAUGAAUCUUGUUUUACAAAUUUUGUUAAAUUAUUAGAUAAUGCUCUUUUUUUCUUUUUUUUUUUUUAAUAAAAUUUUAAUUGUCAUAUGAUCGACCAAACUGUUAGUAAUAAGUUCCACGCGAUUAAAUGCAUUUCUUCAAGAGAUUCAUUUAUCUAGAUCUAGAUUUAGAUUUAGAAGAAUCAUCAGAAAUUUUUAGACUUUGGAGAUUUUACAUUUCGUUUGCUUAACAAUCGCUGUUAAAAGAAUUUACACAUUUUUCUUUUCUUUCUAAUGAGAUGAUUAACAUUUUCUGAAUUCAAAACUCAUUUCCCUUCAUGCCACUCUUUUCCAAAUCCGAGCUCAGAUAAAA
This is a messenger RNA of Frieseomelitta varia, 5350 nucleotides long. RefSeq names its product balbiani ring protein 3. Lineage: Eukaryota; Metazoa; Arthropoda; Insecta; Hymenoptera; Apidae. The transcript is spliced from 12 exons. The coding region runs from base 145 to 4992 and encodes 1615 amino acids. The record is from RefSeq and is a predicted model, not a curated record.